This is a messenger RNA of Neospora caninum, 3243 nucleotides long. Its product is annotated as hect E3 ubiquitin ligase, related. Lineage: Eukaryota; Apicomplexa; Conoidasida; Eucoccidiorida; Sarcocystidae. The record is from RefSeq and is a predicted model, not a curated record. The coding region runs from base 1 to 3243 and encodes 1080 amino acids. The transcript has 14 exons.
AUGGGGCAGGCGGCAACGAAAUCCGGCGUCGUCAUCUGGGGCGCGCCGGAGACGACUGCGCUUUUGAGCGCCGCGGUGCCUUCUUCGACGGCCCCCACGACCGCCUCGACACCGGCGGCGACUGCCGCGGCUUCCUCGCUUUCCGUUCCGCCUUCCGCUGCCUCGUCGUCUCCAAAUGCGGCGCCUCUCUCGGGCCCACAGUCCCCCCGCGCCGCCGCUCUGGGCGCUGCGGACCUGCCGCCGUCGUUUUCGGCGUCGCCCUCCCUCGCGGUGUUCGCAGAAACGAGCCUCGAGUCUUCUUCUCCUCGCCUAGUUGACGCGCUGAAAGGCAUAAACAGUGCAAGCGUGGCUGCAGGGGGCAUGCAGAUGGCAGUCGUCUCCCAGAGCGGCGAGCUGUACAUGUGGGGCUGCAACAGCGAGGGACAGCUGGGGACAGGAGACAGAAGAGACGCGUCCGUGCCACGGGUGGUGAAGGCUCUCCAAGGCAAGAUUGUCAAGGUGGUCGCUUGCGCGCAAGAGCACACGGUCUGUUGCCUCGACGACGGAAGUGCCUACGCCUGGGGCUGCGCUCUCAACGGGCGCCUUGGGCUCCAUGGCCUGUCGAUCCCCUCGUCCGCAGGCCUAGGUGUCUCCGCACCGCCGGGCGCCCCGACAAAGGGCGCGAGGACCGAGCCACUCGCAUCUGCGUGCCUUGUCUGUACACCGCGCGUCUUGGAGAGUUUGUGUGGCUACUUCAUCACCGAUGUAGCUUGCGGGAUUUACCACACCGCUUUUCUGGGCGUCUACGAACAGCACAAAACGUCGCUCUUCACCUGUGGCCUCGGCCUCAAUGGACGGCUCGGACACGGCGACGAAGAGGACCGUCACCUGCCGACUCCCGUGCAUGCACUCGAGAAUUUGAAUAUCACUGCCAUCGCAUGUGGGGCCCAUCACACAGCUUGUGUCACAUCUGGGGGCACGCUGUACAUGUGGGGAGGCGCCGCGUUCGGGAAACUCGGCCUCGGCUCGACGAGAGGCUCUCAACUUCUUCCCAAGCACGUCGGCGGCCCGCUGAGGAACAAGACUGUCGUCUCGGUCGCGCUAGGGUCCCAGCACAGCGCGUGCGUAACGACGGACGGGGAGUUGUACACCUGGGGACAAGGCCGGCGCCUUGGCCACGAGGUCCAGGGUGAAUCUGACGAGUUUCUCCCCCGGCGCGUCGAGGCGCUCGUUGGCCUGUUUGUCAUCCACGUCGUCUGUGGCGACGCCCACACCGCAUGCAUCGUCGAAAACGGAAAUGUUUGGGCUUGGGGCACCAGCAGGAUUCUGGGCCAUGGCGACCUGGAGGCGCCUCCCAAUCGCCCCUCGUGUCUCCGCGCUCUAAGCGGGAAGGGUGUCGUUCAGCUCUCCUGCGCUCCGACCUUCACGGCGGCUUUCUGCGACCCUCAACGCGUCUCUUCAAAGGCUGUAGCAGCUGCUGCGGCCGACGCCGCGGCCUGUGCAGCGACCGUGGCCGUGGCGGGUUCUGGAGUCCGCGGGGGUGUCUCCGGCGGUGUCUCCGUUUCGGGUGCGUUGGGCGCCAGUGGCGUGGCUCCGGGUGGCGAAGGGACCGCGACCGCGCUUUUGGAGCCGAGUGCGGUUGGAGGCGACCCACGGGAGACGGGCGCCGGGGCAGAGAAGGCAACCCGCACAGGCUCCGGCAGCAAGAAAGGAGACGAAGGGCUGGGGCCGCAUGCUGGACUCGACGCCGCGGCCUCUGGAGACAGCCAGAGAGCGCGGGCCUCGACAGCCGGCAGACAACGUGGCUCUGCAGUUUUUCACCGAGUUGCCGAUGAUGCCGACACCAGUGGAGCGACUGCCGGUCGGGGGGAGCUCGAGGCGAUGGGCCCCGCGACCGCGGUCGCGCCUCCAUGCGCGGCAGGCCGACUGUCUCCUCUCCCCAGUGAAGAGCGCGACGUGCUUCUGUACGAAUUUGGGACCAUCAGUGCGGCUCUCCAAGCUGCGCAGCAAGAGAACCUUCUCCUGGCUGCUCUCCUGAGCGGCACGGCACAGCAGCUCCGCGAGGUUUUGCGGCGCAAUGCGCUUCUGGAAAAGGAACUAGACGCCAUGAGAAAAAGCUCUUCGGACGCGGGCGACCGCCUGGCCACUCUGCGUGAGCACUACAUGCAACAGAUCCAGCAGCUGCAGGAGCAGUUGGCUCAGCAGGACAUGCGUUUGCAUGCGAUUGUCGCUUCGAGGGGAUCCUCGUCGCGGUUGUCUUCCUCGCAAGGACCCCUCUCGGGCGUUUUCUCGCGGCCUCUCUCCUCUGCAGCGUCGCCGUCUCUCUCGGCGACUCCGUCGGGAACUCCCCACGGCUACCUCGCUGCGUCUCCCACCUCUGAGGCUGGGGCCGUUGUUUUCCCGGGGCCCGCGUCGGGCGCAAUCGGUGCAGGUGUCUCUGCGGCUCCAGAGGCCUUCACGGCGCUUCCCGAGGUGACGCUGGAAGAGGCGCUUUUAGAUCCUCUUGGCCAGCAACCGCCUGCUUCGCGCUUUUUUCCUUCCGCUCCGGAAUUUCCGCUGGCCCAGGGGGCGUCCCCUGGGGCCUCUUCGCCCCGCAGACACGCCGCGGCUGCCUGCGGGGCGCCGUGCGGGCGCGCGUUGGGCUCCACGUCGCCGAGGGCGUGCGCGAGUCUGCCGUCGACGGUCGCGGCCGCGGAGGCGCCCUCGCUGGAGGCGGGCGGGCGCGGCGGGAAUGCGAAGCUGCUCCGGGAGGCUCCGGCGCUCGCCCUCCCGGGGACAACAUCUGUCUCCGCGCCUGCUCAGGCCGCGCUGCGUUGGGGGCGCGAGGGCCCUCGCAAAAGGGACAGCUCCCUGGCGCUCUUCAAAGGCCGACGACGAGACUUUCUCUCGCAGGGGCUCUUUGCCGAAGAAUCUGCGUCGCUGUCCCCCCUCGAUCGCAAAAAGGGGGAGAACAAGGGGCUCGCUCUCGUGCCGUCUCAAGGAGACACCACGUGGGCUUCACUGCUCCUUGCCAGCUCUCUCGACAGCAGCACGGCCGUGCGGAGACAGUCUCUGGAUCCCGCGUCCUGCUCUGUCUCCGGACCUGCGGCGGUUGGGCACCAAGCGGAGGGGCGGCCGGGGGGAGGCCGCAGCGGCACGGGAGACAAGAGCGGCCUGAUCGGCGGGCCAGGGAGUCGUCGAAGCUCACAAAAUGCAAGAGCAGGCACAGAGGGAGGAUCCAUUCCCGUCUUUUUUCUUGAAGAAGAAAACUCGCAAAAACAGUAG